Molecule: messenger RNA, 2478 nt
Organism: Erpetoichthys calabaricus (reedfish)
Lineage: Eukaryota; Metazoa; Chordata; Cladistia; Polypteriformes; Polypteridae
Product: serine/threonine-protein kinase ICK-like
Exons: 15
Coding region: 306-2375 (689 amino acids)
Biological process (GO): cilium assembly; protein phosphorylation; intraciliary transport
Cellular component (GO): nucleus; cytoplasm; cilium
Molecular function (GO): ATP binding; protein serine/threonine kinase activity
Source: RefSeq, a predicted model, not a curated record
GCCCGCCCACUCGCGGGAAGCCCUCCUCUCCUUGCAGUCCGCGCGUAGCGGCGCCAUGUUUAUCCGCUACUGAGACGAUGGCUUUGUGGCGUGAGGGACAGCAGCGGUGACACAAAAGUAGUUGAAAAGCAGGCGCCGGCUGUAGGACAAAGGAAAGCCCGUGAAAAUAUGCCUUCAACAGACUUGUGUGCAGAAGCGCAUGUUGUCCACUGCUGCUGUCACAGAAAGAUCUGGCUGCACUCGACAGACAAGAGCCUGAAGCAUCAGAGUGGGACCCCAGAAGGAUGCUGAGUGCGUGAAGUGCCAUGGAUAGAUACAUGACCCUCCGGCAGCUGGGCGACGGGACCUACGGCUCCGUUUUUUUGGGAAAGAGCCUCGAGUCCGGGGAGCUCGUCGCCAUCAAAAAAAUGAAAAAGAAGUUUUAUUCCUGGGAGGAAUGUGUGAAUCUCCGUGAAGUCAAGUCUCUGAAGAAACUGAGCCACGCGAAUGUAGUGAAGCUGAAAGAAGUGAUCCGCGAGCAGGACCACCUGUACUUUGUGUUUGAGUACAUGAAGGAGAACCUCUACCAGCUGAUGAAGGACAGAAACCGACUUUUUGCCGAGUCCACUGUGAGGAACAUCAUGUACCAGAUACUCCAGGGAAUGGCCUUCAUUCAUAAGCACGGAUUUUUCCACAGAGACAUGAAGCCUGAGAACCUCCUUUGCAUGGGACCAGAGUUGGUUAAAAUCGCCGACUUUGGACUUGCUCGUGAAAUCCGAUCCCGUCCGCCGUACACCGAUUACGUCUCCACAAGAUGGUAUCGAGCCCCUGAAGUCCUCCUCCGUUCAACAAGUUAUAGUUCUCCAAUUGACCUCUGGGCGGUGGGCUGCAUCAUGGCUGAACUCUACACCCUAAGACCUCUGUUUCCAGGCUCCAGUGAAAUCGACACCAUUUUUAAAAUCUGCCAAGUCCUUGGGACACCCAAAAAGACCGACUGGAAUGAAGGCUUCCAGCUUUCUUCUGCGAUGAGCUUUCGGUGGCCGCAGUGUGUGCCAAGCAACUUGAAGACUUUGAUUCCCAAUGCCAGUAGUGAUGCCAUUCAGCUGAUGAGGGAUCUGCUGCAGUGGGACCCGAAGAAGAGGCCGGCAGCCAAUCAGGCUCUUCGGUAUUCCUACUUCUACGUCGGCCAGGCUCUCGGUACGCCGCAGCAAAUCCAGGAGCAGGGGAGACACGUCUCCAAGUUACAGCAGCAGCAGCCCCCUGUCCUGAAACCCGCGGCCCCCGUCCCGCGUGCAGCGCAGCACCACCACUGCCCUCCGCCAAGGCCACUGCAGCAAAUCCAGCCUGCCCAGAACUCGACGACGUGCCCCGCUGAGGCCUCACCCAGGGGGGCCAGAGGAGAAGACGCCGAGCGCCACCGCCCGCCAUUCCUGCCAGUGAUCAAAACGAAAGUCGCGCAGCAGGUGAGCUCAGCCCCGAUUGGCCGGUGGUGCGUCACGUUGAUGGCUUCUGCUAGAGGAGGCGCGCCCGCCGCAACCGAAAACAAUGGCAGCUCGUUCCUUUUGGCCAAACCAAAGAAUUGCAGGAGGCGGUGGGGUCCGGUGCCCGGGACCGUGAAGCGGUCAGAGGACUGGAGUGACUUGGACGAGGUGGAUGCCAACGGCCCGAUGAAACACAAUGCCAGUGAGAGCAGGAGGCCAGCGGACAGCGACGCCCUUGGCAGGUUUGGGGGCGUCGUGGGCCUCGAGCAGUCGGUGGCCAGAGGCGGUGACGGCCAGCCAGGUGUCCCCAAGUCGGCCGGCGGUAAGGAGCACGCCACUCCGAGGACCACGUCGGCCAGAGAGUAUUACCUGAAGCAGGCCCGCUACUUCCCAGGGAUUCCUGCGAAGAAACCCGACGACUGCCCUCCAAGUCAAGACUGCAAUGCCAACAACUUGUGGGACGGUCCCAUUAUGCCCUCGGCUGUCACCUGUGGCACAUUUCCAGGUCAUCGAAAAAACCCAGGUCCUGGGGUGCUGCUAGGCGGGUACCCAUCGUCGUUUCUGAAAAAGGAACUGGGAUCAGCUGGGCAAAAGGUGCACCUGACGCCAAUCGUGGACCCCAUGCCAAACUAUGCAUCCUGGAAGUCCAGUCGAAAUCAGCUGGCACCCCCUUCAUUUGUGUCCCUGUCGUCCAGCACUCCUGCGCCAACUCCCAGAGUGCCACCGGUGCACGGCCGGACAGACUGGACGUCAAAAUACGGUUACGCCGCCUGGAAGUCGAAUCGAAAUCAACUUGGGCCACCGGCCUUCACGUCGCCAUCCACUAAGACCAGCGGGCAGGCGCCCAGGCCGCCAUCUGUACAGACGCUGCAUGGGCGCACUGACUGGACGGGGAAGUACGGCGGGCAGAGGUGAAGGCGGCCUUCUGCUGGCGUCUUCUCGUCCGUGGGGCACCAAUCAACGCACAUUUGUGCCAAUCAGUACAAGUGACAAAUAAAAAGGACAAGGAGGGUGACGC